Nestor notabilis (Kea) is the source of this 366-nucleotide messenger RNA. Its product is annotated as fatty acid-binding protein, heart-like. The record is from RefSeq and is a predicted model, not a curated record. The transcript has 3 exons. Gene Ontology annotation, biological process: fatty acid transport. NCBI's taxonomy places the organism in Eukaryota, Metazoa, Chordata, Aves, Psittaciformes, Psittacidae. The annotation marks the transcript as partial. Gene Ontology annotation, molecular function: fatty acid binding. Gene Ontology annotation, cellular component: nucleus; cytosol.
GCGUGAGCUUUGCCACACGGCAGAUGGCCGGGCUCACCAAACCCACCACCAUCAUCGUGCUGGAUGGUGACAAGGUGACGGUGAAGACCCAAAGCACCUUCAAGAACACAGAGAUCAGCUUCAAGCUGGGCGAGGAGUUCGACGAGACCACGGCGGACGACAGGCACGUCAAGUCCUUGGUCACACUGGAUGGAGGCAAACUGGUCCAUGUGCAGAAGUGGGAUGGGAAGGAGACGUCACUGGUGCGGGAGCUGAAGGAUGGGAAAUUAAUUCUGACUCUCACCAUGGGCAAUGUCGUGUCCACCCGCACCUACGAGAAGGCCACAUAGACGCUGUCCCCAGCUCCCUGCCUGUCACCUGGUGCCA